Molecule: messenger RNA, 2916 nt
Organism: Momordica charantia (bitter melon)
Lineage: Eukaryota; Viridiplantae; Streptophyta; Magnoliopsida; Cucurbitales; Cucurbitaceae
Gene: SDD1
Product: Subtilase family protein
Biological process (GO): proteolysis
Molecular function (GO): serine-type endopeptidase activity
Source: RefSeq, a predicted model, not a curated record
AGCGGCAGAAGGGUCCAAGUCCAAGAGAGAGCGGAAGGAGGCAAAUUGGAGCCAAGAAAACGAAGAGCGUGUUGCAUUAAAUAACGCAAAUUUAUAUUCUUUCCAACUUGAAGCAACCAGCAACGCCUUCAGCUUCUCCAUCGACCAAAUUUGUGAAUCUCUCUCUCUCUCUCUCUCUCUCUGCAAACAAGGGAUCCUCGUGAUGAAGAGCUCUUAUAUUUCACGAGUUUCGUAUUUUACACCCAGAAUUUCAGUAACGCUUCCUCAAACCACACCCAGAUUUGAAUUUUCUCGUCCUCCUUCAAAUACCCACCAAAAUUUGGUCCUAAAUCAUGAAUCCAACUCCAAGAAUCACUGUAGAAAGUCAUGGAUUCCAACACCCAGAUGGUUUUUCUUUCCACCCUUUUCCUCUGCUUUCUUUCACUCCGAGCAAACGCUUCCACUCUUCAAACUUACCUAAUUCAACUCCACCCACAGGGCAUAACCACCUCUCUGUUCGAUUCUAAGCUUCAAUGGCACCUUUCUUUUCUUGAACAAACUCUAUCUGCUGAAGAAGACUCUUCUUCUCGCUUGCUUUACUCAUAUUCUAACGCCAUGGAAGGGUUUGCAGCUCAGUUAUCUGAAACAGAGCUGGAGUAUUUGCAGAAAUUGCCUGAUGUAGUGGCAGUAAGAGCUGACAAAAAGUAUGAAAUUCAGACAACUUACUCUCCUAAGUUCUUGGGACUCGAGGAAGGCAGACAAGGUGUUUGGUAUAAGUCUGCAAUGGGCCAGAGGGCUAUAAUUGGGGUUCUUGACACUGGAGUUUGGCCUGAGAGUCCAAGUUUUAGUGAUUCUAAAAUGCCCCCAAUUCCAAUAAAAUGGAGAGGGGCUUGCCAAGAAGGGCAGGAGUUUAAUUCCUCAAUUUGUAAUAGGAAACUCAUUGGUGCUAAGUUCUUUAUCAAAGGACAUCAUGUGGCUUCAUCGCCACCUUCUGAUAUAGUCCAGGAAUACGUCUCCCCGAGGGACUCUCAUGGCCAUGGGACUCACACGUCUUCUACAGCUGCGGGAGCUUCCGUUGCAGGAGCAAGUGUGUUCGGUAAUGGAGCUGGCGUCGCACAAGGGAUGGCCCCGGGAGCCCGCAUUGCGGUGUACAAGGUUUGCUGGUUCAGUGGUUGCUAUAGCUCUGAUAUUGUAGCAGCAAUGGAUGCUGCAAUAAGGGAUGGUGUUGACAUUCUCUCCCUUUCGCUUGGCGGUUUUCCACUUCCAUUUUUCGAUGACAGCAUUGCCAUUGGCAGUUUCCGAGCAAUGCAGCAUGGCAUCUCGGUCAUUUGUGCAGCAGGAAAUAAUGGCCCAAUUCAAAGCUCUGUUGCUAAUGCUGCUCCUUGGAUCACCACCAUUGGAGCAAGCACACUCGACCGAAGAUUCCCAGCUGUAGUUCGACUGAGCACUGGAGAAGCCAUUUACGGCGAAUCAAUGUACCCCGGAAACAAGCUCAUGGAAGCUACCAAAGAGCUUGAAGUGGUUUAUCUGACCGGAGGGCAAAUGGGAGGUGAACUCUGCUUAAAAGGGUCUCUUCCACGAGAAAAAGUAGAAGGAAAAAUGGUGGUCUGUGACCGUGGCGUCAAUGGCAGAUCUGAAAAAGGGCAAAUUGUGAAGGAAUCCGGAGGCGCUGAAAUGAUCCUAGCAAACGCCGAGGUAAAUCAGGAGGAAAACUUGGUAGAUGUCCAUGUCUUGCCAGCCACAUUGAUCGGAUUUGCCGAAGCAAAUCGCUUGAAAGCUUACAUUAACACCACAAAUAACCCAAAAGCCAGAAUCCAAUUUGGAGGAACUGUGAUCGGGAGAUCAAGAGCUCCAUCUGUAGCUCGGUUUUCAUCCAGAGGACCAAGCCUCUCCAACCCUUCAACUCUCAAGCCUGAUGUAAUUGCUCCUGGGGUCAACAUCAUAGCAGCUUGGCCUCAAAAUCUUGGCCCCACUGGCCUUCCAGAAGAUACUAGAAGGUCAAACUUCACAGUCAUGUCAGGAACUUCCAUGGCUUGUCCCCAUGUCAGUGGAAUUGCAGCUCUAAUCCAUUCAGUUCACCCCAGAUGGACACCUGCAGCUAUUAAGUCGGCCAUUAUGACAACUGCUGAUGUUUCCGAUCAUUUUGGAAAGCCAAUUCUUGAUGGCAAUAAACCAGCUGGAGUUUUUGCAAUGGGAGCUGGCCAUGUAAAUCCAACAAGAGCCGUCGAUCCUGGUUUGGUAUAUGAUAUCAAGCCAUAUGAAUAUGUCAUCCAUCUCUGUGCUCUUGGAUACACUCAUUCAGAAAUCUUCAUUAUCACUCACAUGAAUGUGAGCUGCCAUGAAGUUCUCCAGAUGAACAGAGGCUUCAGCUUGAACUACCCUUCCAUGUCUGUUGUUUUCAAGCACGGGACAACGAGUAAAACAGUUUCAAGACGAWUGACGAACGUGGGGAGCCCAAAUUCCAUCUACUCGGUGGAAGUAUCGGCGCCCGAAGGAGUAAGAGUAAGAGUUAAGCCUCGUCGCUUGGUGUUCAAACAUGUGAAUCAAAGUUUGAAUUAUAGAGUAUGGUUUAUUUCUGAGAAGGGAAGAGAAGGAAGAAAAGUGAGCUUCGGAGAAGGGUAUUUGACAUGGGUUCAUUCUGAGAACGGCAAAUACCGAGUUAGAAGCCCAAUUGCAGUGACUUGGAAGAACUGAAGUCACCACCAUGAUUAGAAUGAAUGCUUGGGACUUGGGAGUGUGUUUUAUGAUUCACAAAGAUAUUGAUAUUGAGUCACAGUCAGGUUAGUUUAAUAAUCUUCACGGAUUUCUACCAUAGAUUUCUUCCUUUGAGAUUAUUUAGUGUAGAAAAAUCUGCCUUUUGUCAUCUCACAGAGGCGGAACUGGACUGAUGUACUUGUCUUCCGGUCAACAAAGAUUUCGUUUUAUAUAUCUCUUGCA